Aspergillus niger is the source of this 1326-nucleotide messenger RNA. RefSeq lists its product as uncharacterized. The transcript has 13 exons. The coding region runs from base 1 to 1326 and encodes 441 amino acids. The record is from RefSeq and is a predicted model, not a curated record. Lineage: Eukaryota; Fungi; Ascomycota; Eurotiomycetes; Eurotiales; Aspergillaceae.
AUGGCUUCGACCUUCUCUAACAGUCUCUUGCGACAACCAGCUGCGUCGUGCGAGGAACCGUUGGUGAAUCUGAUCGAACGCCUCAGCGAAUAUGUACCACCGGAAAGGGAAGGCUUGCCACAGGGUGAGCGGCAGCGGUCAGGAAACGCCAUCGCACAUUCUGGGACGAGGACAGCCAGGCCUGCGACAGGCUCAAGAAUGACGGCAGGGGAAGAAAGGGGAAUGGGAGAAGGUCAGAGGGCCACCAGCAUGAACCGGACAGGAGUGAACUUGCGCAGAAUUGGAAAGGGCGUUGAGGCUCUGACCACGAGCAACCCGCUAAACCGGACCGAGCAGCAGCAGCAACAGCAGCAGCUCCCUCUCUGGGCAUUUGGGAGGGGGAAGUGGUUCAGACUCUGGUGGGCCACUGCUCGGAAGCUACUCGAACGGAGUAUCUAUGGUCAACACGACUGGGCCUGCCCUACCAAUCAGAUCUCAUGUCAUCCCACUCCUGAGCAGGGACUCAUGCACAUGAGCGAUUGUGGCGUUCCGUUGAUCGCCAGAUCAUUGCACCCCUUGGCAAGCAGUCUACUACUGGCUUCAAAGCUUACCCUGGGGCAGCAUUUAUUAAGGACACCUUUUGGAUGGGGACUCCAACAGCCAUGGGGGUUUCACUGUGGUUACAAGGAGAGUUUGUGUGCAACCAAGGCCUCUCUGAAACAUGCUUGCUUGUUUCAAGACUUACUCCUUCUCACCAUGACCCUUCUCGCCCCUGUCAUUCAAGGAAGAGACAUCUUGAGGAAUGAUGCCAUGAAGCUGAAAGGGAUGAAUCAGAAAAACAAAUAUGUAUUGAUCAACCCGACGAAAGCGGUGCUGGCACAGUUACUUGGAGUUUGCAACGAUGUCAUACUGUUCGUAGCUGAUGCUCGAGCCUGGAACUUGAUAACACUCAUCGCUCUGAUAUCAGCGGCUAAGCGGGGAUUGUCAAUGAACCAUGGGGGCUCAGAUACUAUCCGUGGACAAGGCUUGGGUAGACAGGGCGUUAAGCAUGAAAUGGAACUGGUAGCGGCCCACGAGCAAAGCCUGCAGCAGACCGGUCCGGAUAGCCUAAUAGGUGCAGAUGAAAAAAGAGGAGGCUGGGGGUGGAGCGGACGGGCGGUGAUCGGCUCCAACUCAGUCAUGGUCGAACUUCCCAAGCCAAUCAGCGGGGCGGAUGGGGCGGUGAUGAGGCCCCAUGAGCGACCCGGUGACUGCCCGAUCGGGCAUAAUGGCGAUGACGGGGCCGAGAUGGAGCAACAGCAAAAGCGAGGAGGCUGGACCAAGAAAACCAUCAGUCCUACCGUCUGA